CACGGCCGGCCGGUCUAGUGAUUGGAUGUGCGCCAUGCAGCAGCCGGCGACGGACGCGGAGCUCGUGGACGCCCUCGCCCGGAGGCGCCUCGGCCUACCGCCGCAGCCGUCGCAGCCCUUCACCGUCCACGACGUCGUCGUCAUCUUCAACUCCGAUCCCUCCGACCUCUACGACAAGUACGGCGGGGGCGGGGCGACCUCGUCCGGCGGCGUCUACUUCUUCAGAAACCAAUUCACCUGCGACGACGGCUGGAAGGUGGCCGCCGGGACUCAGCCGGUCUUGGACGGCGUCGGCGCCAUCGUCGGGACGAAGGACACGCUGGUGUUCCACGAGGGGCGGUGGCUCCCGAGGACGCGCUGGGCCAUGGACGAGUUCCAAGCCGAGUACCAGAUGGGUUUCGACUACUCGGACUACUGGCUGCGCCUGUACCGCCUCCGCCGGCUUGAGGGAUGACACGGAAGCGCUGCGGUCGCUCGGUAAUUUAUCCAGCAAUUGUAGUUUAUGAUGAAUCUA
This is a messenger RNA of Setaria italica (foxtail millet), 514 nucleotides long. RefSeq lists its product as uncharacterized. The transcript has 2 exons. Gene Ontology annotation, biological process: regulation of DNA-templated transcription. Bases 26 to 454 code for a protein of 142 amino acids. Lineage: Eukaryota; Viridiplantae; Streptophyta; Magnoliopsida; Poales; Poaceae. Gene Ontology annotation, molecular function: DNA binding. The record is from RefSeq and is a predicted model, not a curated record.